Hyaloscypha bicolor E is the source of this 180-nucleotide messenger RNA. RefSeq lists its product as uncharacterized. The record is from RefSeq and is a predicted model, not a curated record. The annotation marks the transcript as partial. The transcript has a single exon. Lineage: Eukaryota; Fungi; Ascomycota; Leotiomycetes; Helotiales; Hyaloscyphaceae.
AAAGAAGUAGGAAAAGUUUAUAAGAAUAUUAGCUUACUUAUUCUAAUUAAAACUAUUAAGUAUAAAGCCUGGCAAGAGAAGAAUUUCCUAUAUCCUAAAGCUUUAGUACUAGUAGUAAUAAAAAUACUAUUAGAAUACCUAGAUUAUAAAGUUCUUGAGAAAUAUAAUAGAUCUUACUGA